CCAGCCGCGGUCAGAAGGUUGUCCAGAACCAAACAAAUUAAAGAGCGAUGCUAAACCCAUCCAAGUGUCGUCGCAGAAGAUCGCUCAACACCCUGCAGCUAAAGACCACCUCCACUUCUCAGGGUCGAGUCCGACCAAAGUGGAAAACUGUUCUGCAGGAGCACGCGAGGCCAAAUUGGACUCCUCCAGAGGAACCGGUGAAUCCGGCGCACCCAUGAACUCCACCGGCAGUAACAUCAGGGUAGACGCUGUGAGUGUCGGGAGUCAAACUGAGGGCAGUUUGCUCCUCUGUGGAGCUUCUAGAGCGUCUGCCGCCACACAGACUGAGGCUGAUGUAGACGACGAGGACGAAUCGGUGGAAUCUCCUCCGGUUUCUUCAGCCGAGAAGGCGGAAGCAGGCGACAAAAUGUUGCUCUCAGGUUCGUUCCCCAUCCCUGCUGAUCCGGCUCGUCUCGCUGAAAGAAUCCGCCGCAACCGGACGCAGCUGUCGGCCGCCUUCGACGAUACGGAGUACGAGCCGUACGGCCUGCCCGAAGUUGUCAUGAAAGGUUUUGCUGACAUCCCCACCGGCCCUUCAUGCCCGUACAUUGUGAGAAGAGGUUUGCUAGGAACAGUCCAACCUCUGUCUAAGAAAGAACAGCGAGAAGAUGAGGAGACGGACUAAAGCGAAAACAUCAGAUCUAGCAGGAGGAAGCGGCCACUUUGGGAGGAUUCCCUGUGAACCUGAAUGAUGGACGGUGGCCGUCGGCAGGGAGACGGUGAAACACCCACAGGAGCAGUUUUUAAAGCUGCAAUAAGUUCUCCACCUCUGUGCGUCAGCUUGCUGGUAGCCGGGCCGGCGCUGACGAGCUGGACACCUCCGCCGUGGUUCUGAAGGGCUUUAAUUGUUCCAGGUUUACCUUGAGGCUGCGCUGUUAAUCCACACCCACCCGUAUAAUCAGACAGUGAGUUUGGGAUUUAGUGAUUUAGUUUGUUUCUGCUGCUUGAACCACUUUUCCAAAGACAUGGUUUUGUUUUGUCCCGUCUCCGACCCGACUUGUGCGUCAGCGGGUCUCAGUUUACCUUCAUUUAAACAGUCGGUGUGUUUCUGAACCGCCGCCUGUCGAGAUAAGCUCCACUUGUUUUCCAGGAGACGGCCAACUGUGAAAACAGAUUUCAAAUGAACACAUUUUAACUUCUUGGGUUGUUUUAUUUUUAAUUUAUGGACACUUUAUUGUUGGGGGGGGGGGGGCGUUUACAGAAGUGUGUGUGAAAUAGCAUUAGCUGUGAAUAUGAACAUGUGUGUCCUCAUCUGUUUGUAUAUGAGUGUGUGUGUUGGGUGAGCACACGCCUAUGAGUCAGAGUAACCUGCGCUGGUUUCCGCUCCAUGUAUGGAGAUGCACACCGAGCUCCUUCUCCCUUCCCUGUCCUGCUGCGCCUCCCUGUCCCACCCUGACAGACGCUCCAACACUCGUUGGUUUUAAGGCAUCUUUAACAGAAACGACUCGUUAAAAGCUUCAUUCGCAGGAAACCUGCAGAGUCCUGGAAAAACACACAUUCUGGUUAAUAGAGAGUGAAACCAGGUUAUGGAAAUUUAUAAGACAAGUUUAACCUUUUUUUAUUUAUUUAUUCCUGUUUUAAUGGGCUGAGCUUU
Fundulus heteroclitus (mummichog) is the source of this 1633-nucleotide messenger RNA. RefSeq names its product centromere protein F-like. Gene Ontology annotation, molecular function: dynein complex binding; microtubule binding. Bases 215 to 664 code for a protein of 149 amino acids. Gene Ontology annotation, cellular component: spindle pole; chromosome, centromeric region; nucleus. The record is from RefSeq and is a predicted model, not a curated record. NCBI's taxonomy places the organism in Eukaryota, Metazoa, Chordata, Actinopteri, Cyprinodontiformes, Fundulidae. The transcript is spliced from 3 exons. Gene Ontology annotation, biological process: metaphase chromosome alignment; mitotic cell cycle; regulation of G2/M transition of mitotic cell cycle.